Messenger RNA from Mobula hypostoma (lesser devil ray), 10890 nucleotides. Its product is annotated as double-stranded RNA-specific editase 1-like. Gene Ontology annotation, cellular component: cytoplasm; nucleolus. The transcript is spliced from 11 exons. The record is from RefSeq and is a predicted model, not a curated record. Bases 280 to 2457 code for a protein of 725 amino acids. Lineage: Eukaryota; Metazoa; Chordata; Chondrichthyes; Myliobatiformes; Myliobatidae. Gene Ontology annotation, molecular function: tRNA-specific adenosine deaminase activity; double-stranded RNA adenosine deaminase activity; double-stranded RNA binding. Gene Ontology annotation, biological process: RNA processing; adenosine to inosine editing.
UGCAAACACUACAUGAUUGUGUUGAGAACUAACCUUGGUGAGCAGAUCAAAAUGUUUGUGUGGUAUAUUCAUUUAUCACACAUAGAACUAGAAUUAUAUUAACUGAUUCACAUAAUUGGAGGGCAGACUGCAAGCUGAUCUGCCUCAGGUUCUUGAAAUAAGUUUACCUAUGUAAAACAGAGAUGCCCCAAAAUACAAGGAAGUCAAAUUGGCAAUCUGGAAGAUUUAUGACUGCUGCUUGUGCAAAUCCAGAAGUCCUGAGGAGACCGUAACAAAUCCAUGGCUGAAGAUAGAUCACUUGGGUACCAGCAGUCAAGAAACCAGCAGAAAUACUGUACUUUGGAUGUGGAUGAUGAGGAUGGUGAAAACAUGAGUUCAAGCAGCACUGAUGUAAAAGAGAACCGUAAUCUGGAGAACGUCUCUCUUAAGGAAAGCAGUCAAACUCCUGGUGAGGCGCAGCUUUCAAAUGGCAGCAAUUCCUCCAUUAACAGAAAACGACCACUGGAAGAAGGCAGUAAUGGACACUCACAUCCAAAGUUUCGUGCUAAGAAGAGGAAGAAAACUCCGGGUCCCAUUUUGCCAAAGAAUGCACUUAUGCAAUUAAAUGAAAUUAAACCAGGCCUCCAGUACAAGUUACUAUCACAGUCUGGCCCAGUCCAUGCUCCUGUGUUUAUCAUGGCUGUUGAGGUCAAUGGACAAAACUUUGAAGGAUCUGGGCCCACCAAGAAAAAAGCCAAGUUGCAUGUAGCUGAGAAAGCCUUGAGGUCCUUCGUCCAGUUUCCAAAUGCCUCUGAGGCCCACCUGGCUAUGGGUCGAAUGCUGAAUGUUAAUACAGAUUUUACAUCAGAUCAUUCUGAUUUCCCAGAUACUCUCUUUAAUGGAUUUGAAACCCCAGCUCAAAGUGAUGAUCCUUAUCUCUUAGGGUCCAAUGGAGAUGGUUCCUUCAACUCAGGCAACUAUAAUUCUUUUGGUGCUUCUUGCGGUACCGGAAGAAGUACUGUAGGUCAGUCAGCAAUGACCGCUCCAUUUCCUUUUGCCAUAACCAGCGGAAAGAACCCAGUCAUGAUACUGAAUGAACUGCGCCCAGGACUUAAAUAUGAGUUCAUUUCUGAGAGUGGAGAGAGCCAUGCAAAAAAUUUCAUCAUGGCAGUGACAGUAGAUGGGCAGACAUUUGAAGGGUCAGGGAGAAACAAGAAGUUGGCAAAGGCUCGAGCUGCUCAAGCAACUCUUCAGACUUUGUUUAAUAUGCAACUGGACUCAACUCCAUCACGGCAACCUAUUCUUAGUGAAGGUCUUCAGCUUCACCUGCCUCAGGUGCUGGCAGAUGCUGUGGCUCGAUUAGUAGUGGAUAAAUUCAGUGAACUGACUGACAACUUCACUUCACCUCAUGCAAGGAGGAAAGUUCUUGCUGGUGUUGUCAUGACUACAGGAACUGAUGUCAAAGAUGCAAUGGUUAUAUGUGUUGCCACUGGAACUAAGUGCAUCAAUGGCGAAUAUAUGAGUGACCGAGGCUUGGCUCUGAAUGAUUGUCAUGCGGAAAUUGUUGCACGUCGAUCUCUCAUCCGGUUUCUUUAUUCCCAAAUGGAGUGUCAUUUAAGCAACAAAACAGAAGACCAUCAUAAAUCCAUUUUUGUUCGGUGCGAAGGUGGUGGUUUCAAAAUGAAAGAAAAUGUGCAGUUCCACCUUUAUAUCAGUACAUCACCGUGUGGAGAUGCCCGUAUUUUCUCCCCACAUGAGGCAGCAGUAGAGGAUCAGGGAGACAAACAUCCAAAUCGGAAGGCACGAGGUCAGCUCAGGACAAAAAUUGAAUCAGGUGAAGGGACGAUUCCGGUGAGAUCCAGCAAUACAAUUCAGACGUGGGAUGGCGUGUUACAAGGAGAACGUUUGCUUACCAUGUCAUGUAGUGAUAAAAUAGCCAGAUGGAAUGUGCUUGGAGUGCAAGGAGCUCUGCUGAGCCAUUUUAUGGAGCCUAUCUAUUUUGCCAGCAUUAUCCUGGGUAGUUUAUACCAUGCUGAUCACUUAUCUCGUGCAGUCUACCAGCGACUUACUGAUAUUGAAAACCUCCCAAGCAUUUAUACUCUUAACAGGCCUCUGCUUAGUGGUAUAAGUAACACUGAAUCACGUCAGCCAGGCAAAGCACCAAAUUUCAGCGUCAAUUGGGCUGUAGAGGAUUCUGCCUUGGAAAUCAUUAAUGCCAUGACAGGAAAAGAUGACAUGGGGCGACCUUCUCGGCUGUGUAAACAUGCUCUGUACAGUCGCUGGUUGCGCUUGCAUGCCAAGUUGCCAUGCUUGCUUCAAUCCAAGCACGAGAAGUCCAGUUCUUACUAUGAAGCAAAGCAGGCUGCUGUUGAAUAUCAAGCUGCCAAGGAGAGCCUGAUCAAAGAGUUCCAGAAGAGUGGAUUAGGCAUGUGGGUGAAGAAGCCCAUUGAACAGGAUCAAUUUGUUCUGUCUGUCUGAACCCAGAGAGAGGUGUUGGGAUUUUUAGGAAUUGAAAGCUGCUGGAAUUCCAUAUGUCAGAUGUAUUUAUUAACUUGUAACUUUAAACUAAUGUUUUUAUUUUGUAUUUCUAAAAUAAGGACAUGUCCCUUUUCUUGGCUACUGGCUAGAUUUUUAAAGUAGCACAAAAAAAUUAUAUACAGAAUAUUUCUAAUUGGCUUCUGUACUGAAAGGUGAUGUCAGCAAUUCUGUCUUUAUUUAAUUGUGCAGUACUGUACUUACUCUUUUUUUAAAUCAAAUAUACAAGUUUUUUGAAGACUAGUUUUCACUUCAGUUUCUGUAAAAAAAACUAUGCAGAAAGCAGUUCCCAUAAAUUUUAAGCAUUUUGUAUUUGGUUUAAUUGGUCAUUUUUGUCAAAUUUAGUUCUCAUUGCACAGGGUAUCCUAUAAAGCAAUGGAGCAUAUUUGGUGAAUUCAGAUACAAGAGUUAUUGUCCUAAUCUGUGGUGUGCUCAGAUAAAUCAAGCUGCAGAUUGGAUAUGCUAACCUGGGCACUCAGUUUCAUAGAAUCAUUGAAAAACCUUUCGCCCUUGAGCAUUUAAUCUGCCCAUCAGUAAGAUGAUGGUUCAUCUGUUUUGCUUUACACCACAAUAACCAUGCUUAUCAAAGAUAUAUCAACAAUGAUUUAAAAUGACCUGACCUUGCAUUAAUUGCCAGUUGAGAAAGAGAAUUCCAAUUUUUUCCUGUGCAGUGUCUUUUCUUUAACCACACUUAAAUACCUGGUUCUAAUUUUAUCCUCUUUCUAGACUCUCCAACCUGCAGAAAUAGCUUCCUUCUGUCUCCCCACCAGUUUCCUUCAUACCUUGAUAACUAAAUCAACACCACCCCCACCCUUAACCUUCUAAAUUUUGGGGAAAGCAACUCAAGUUAGUAUAAUCUCUCCUCAUUAUCCAGCCCUUGGGAUUCAAACAUACAGUAACUCUGGUAAAUCCAAGCUGCACUCGUGUCCAGAGCUAUUCACAAUACUCUGGUUAUCGUUUAACUGGAGUUUUGUAUGUAUAUCUGUAGUACAAUCUACUACCAUUUUACGAAGCUCGGCAUCAGUAACAUUAAAUGAUUAAUUUUUCCCACGGUGUGUUCUUUAUAAAAAAGUUGAUAGAUAAAACCUCUAAUUUAAUGGGAGUUCUCAUAAAAUUCAAAUGAAGGAGAAAAUCUACUCACCUCCUUAGACUAGAAAAAUAUGAAAAUUCUGUAAAACAGACGUAUUACCUAUUCUGUACAGUCACCUACUGUAGUUAUUCACUAGAUUUGGAAAUAUCCUUAAUUUGAUGAGCUGCAGCAUUUGUUUGUAUUCAAAAUAAAGCACUGUAAUUUUUAUUUAUGAACAUGAGUACACUGUUCUCACAGGUCCAUCUUAUCCAAGGGGGUGCAAUUUAUUCAACUGAAGUAAUUUUUGAUUGGAUUUUGGCAAAUUUAGCACAUCUGUAUUUUAAUUUUUGUUCUGUAAGUAUCAGCAUAAAAGAUCAAAAUCCAAAAAAAAAAGUUGUUUUGAAAAUUUAGUUGAAGAUUUAAGUACUUUUCAGCAAAAUUUAAAUUACAGCCUAGCCUGGCCAGGAAAGGAAUGCAAAUAGUCUAUAUCUGUGCCUGCUGCUUUUUCCUGCUCAUUCUUCAUGCACGGCCAUUAAUGUGCUGAUUUUCUUCUGUGUAAACUGGAAUAGCUUAUGUUUUAAUGCAAAUGUUUCUUAUCUUAAACAUUGCAACUGAAUGAAAGUAAUCAUGAGUGUAAAGGGUCACAUUUUUACUUCACAGUACAGUGGUUAAUUUUAUCCCAUGAAAUGUUGACUUCAUGCAUUGCAGAAAAAAGGGGGAAUGCAUGCAGCAGUGAUUAAAUCAUUGAAAAUGUACUGAAUUGCAAGUAAAAUAAUUCUUAAUUAUAUGCUUCAAUUCUGGAACUGGCAUGGUUUUUGUGCAUUCAAGGUCUUUAACUUGUUUUUGAAAGCUGUAUGUUUGUUGUUUCCACUGUUUAAAAAUCCUAGUUAUAAGUUUAACAAAUGGGUAUGUUUUCAUUCCAAGGUAGUUGCACAAUUAGAAAAUUCUGCUGGUGAUAAACUGAGAGAAUAUCUUGAGCCUUUAUGUACUUUUACCUGAAUAAAUCAGAUGUAGAAGAGGGGUUAUCAUAUAAUCUUUGUAUAUAUAUUGUGGUCCGGCUUAAGGGGAAUACCCAUUCUUCUAUACAUCCACAAGUGUUUUAAAUCAUGUCAGAUUUCAAACUUUUUGUUUAAAUAGUGAAUUCUAAUUGUAAUCUUGAUUACACUGAUAAAUACUGUUACCAUGUCAGUUCAGGCAUGUAAAAUUUGGCUGAAAUACCCAAAUAGAUUAGCAUGUUGACAUGUGAAAUUGGCUUUGUGCUUAGCAGCCAGAAUAGAAUAUGCUUACGUCAACAUUGGUCUGCAAGACCCAAGGUAAUGUGAAGCUUCUGUUCUGUGGGAUUUCUGAAGUUUAAGUCUUUUUGAAUGAAUUCUCUGCAGAGAUAUGAUGUGUCUGUCCAUUAUUGACAGUACUCAGAUAAGUUCAAAUUGUUUUUGCAUUCAUGAUUUUAACUUAGAGCUUUGCUUAACUGGAGGCACCAUUGCUGCAAUAAGAGACCCUAUUCUAGUUAUUUUGAAGUCAGCCAAGAACCAUCUCAUCAGUCACGUUUGGUGCAAUGAUUAAAACUAGAUCAUCCAAGUCAUUUCAUGAGAUGCAGAAUUGUUCAAUGCCUUGUCUGAUACUUGCCCACGUGUUCUAUUACUCACUUGCUUAUUAACACUCUGCUUAAUAUAUUCAGUUAAUUCUGCUGAAACCAACAAUCCAACAGUAUCUAGCUAGCUGUUUAUUGAAAUAUUUUUGUUUAUUGAGUCAUAAAGCAUGGAAGCAAGCCCUUUGGCCCAAUUUGUCAGUGCUAACCAAGGUACCCACCUAAGUUAGUCCUAUACCGCUUUAAACAUUUUCUACCCAGAUACUUGUACAAGUGUCCCUUAAAUUAUGAGUGUUUCUUCUUAGAUGAAAGAUUAUGUACUUCAGGUUCAUAUAUGUUGAGUACCUUCUUACUUAGCUAACUGUAGUUUUCUAUCAUUAGAAUUUGUGCCCUGUAUCCCAAGAAAUUGACAAGUUGUGCCUAUCUAGUGAAGAAAUGACUAAAACUUCCAUCAGCUUGUUUCUGAUAAAGGCGGUAAUAUUGAUAACCCACACAAUGAGAUCCCUCGCACUGGAUUUUCACCCGCUUUUUCUAGAUUGAUUUUUAAAUGCAGAUUAGUCCAUGAAAAAAUGCAGAGUGGAAGAUGAGGCAAGCCAGCUCAGUAUUCAUCAGUCUUUUUAUUGAUAAUAUUUUAGGCAUAUAUGAAUGAGUAAGGAACUGAAAUAACUAAAUAAUUAGCUCUCCAAACCAAAGUUAAAGAUGGAUAUUAAAUUUUAAUGGAAUUUAUGUUUGAUGUGUUUAACCUUGUAAGCAAAUUUAGAAUAUACUCCAUGAAUUGGAUAAUGAACUUGAUUCUUUCAGGGUAGUUAGAAAGGAAGUGACGAUCCCACCCAGCUGAAGAACAGAACAGCAAGUCUGCAGGAAUUGAGAACCUUUCUACGACCUUUGACACUUGAACUCACUCAACAUUUGAUCUUGGAUGAACGAUGGGUUACCACAUAAAUUUUCUAUUUAACCUUGUCCACAGGUAGAAACACAGAUUUUGAUUUACGUUAACUAAAUUGUAUAGUAGUGUUCGUGGACUUGAUAAUAUUUUUGUCUUGCCUUAGAAAAGAAAGAACAAAAGAAUAAUGGAUGGAUUUGACUGUGAAAUAAUUUUAAGUAGUAAAAGCAAUAUUCCAAUGUUAGAGGAUGUAACAUUAAUUUUAAUGCUUAGAUUAUUUUGAUAAAUAAAUGGGUAUCUGAUAGGAAUUUCCUGCCAUAACCUGCUAAUUUCAGCUAAAAAGAAUUUUGUUGCACUUUUUGAAAUAGCAAGGAAUUUCAAACCUGCAGCAAUUCACUGCUCCACUGGCAAUCCCAACUCAUGUGCCUUUGUGUGCAAUACCACUUUAGUUUCUUGAGUUGCAAAUUCAUUUACUGCAUUUACCACUUCUGUAGAGUUCCAAAACCUGAGGUCACAAAUCAAUUUAGGAUCUGUAAUUAAUAAUUUUGAUGACAAAUUGAGAAACUACCUAGAGAGAAUUGACAGUGUGGAACUUAGUACCAUAUAGUUAGCAAAAAUGUAUCAAUGCAUUCAAGAAAAGGCAGUUUUUGCAUUGUAAUUUACUGUAAUUAGCUAGAAUAUUUAUCUCCAAUAGUAGAAAAGCAGUAUUUUUGUGUUGUCUCUUGCAAUAGAUCUGUUAUCCUGUGGUGAACCCAAUCCACACUAAGGGUAUCAUCAACUAUGUACUUUGUCACCAUUGCUAUUCCAUACUGUAAUAUCUUAUUAUUAUUAAAGUGAUGAAUUAUCUUGCACUAUGGGAAUGUAUUGUCAAGUAUCUAACCCUUGCACAUCAGUGGUAAUGGAAGGGUGACUUGUUCUUCAUUGCUUCAACAAGGAAAUGUAGUGUAAAUGUCCUUUUUUGUAAGCAUACAUUUGUUACUUUUAUAUUUAAAAGGAACAAUCGCUUAAACACAACUUUCACUGUCUUAUGUAAUAUAAUUUGUACAUGGGCUUCGGAAGCACAUCGGUGAAUACAAUGUUUAAUGCAUCUUGUAUUUAAUAAGUGAAUCCCGUUUAGUUUUUAUACCUUUUAAUAAUCAAUAACAUUGCAAAGAUAAAAAAUGUUAAAUAAAACUUGACGGCUAAAAAAAAGAUUGGAUUUUUUAGUGUGUGCAAGUAUUCAAAUUGCUGUAGUACACAUUGUCAAAGUGUCAGUUGGAUAAAAUAGUUAAAGCACUAAUAACUAAACUUCUGCUGGAUAUUUUGGCCUGUUCACUUUAGGAGAGGUGAUAUCUUGUGGCUGUGCUUUCUUACUUACAUUUCCAUUUUAUCAUCUCAAGAACUUUUUGAUGCAUUUGUCAGUUCAUCAGUUUUGGCUACAGUAUAAUUUACACCAUGCUUACAGGUUAGUGAAAAGAAACUGAGCUUUUUUUUUGGUUGACACAUAGUCAGUCAUUUGUUCAGUGUCAAUCACGUAAUCCAUUGUGGGGAAGAGCAUUGGGACAGAUCUAACACCUGGAAAAAAGCACUAAUAUUGUGACUAACCCUAAAGACGUCCCAGCUUCUAGUUCUGGUCUAAAUCAGCACAGGGGUUUUGCACCCUCAUGUUCCUUGUUAUCCUGUCUGUUGGAGUCCAACAAAGCAGUUUAAUCCCCUGAAGACUUUGCACUCAGGGGCAAAAACAAUUGCUUCAAAUCUGUUUCAGCUUGACCCUGGUUCAUAGUUCUCCCUAUUAAAAUGAAUAGAAGACAUCAAUUCCCAAGAGAAAGAUAAAUAGUUAUGUUUUUAUUGUUCAUUUUAGUUUUAAUUAUUUCAUUUGAUAUUCAGUGUGUGGUGAGAUUUUAAAUUUAUUUAUUUAAAUGUAAUAUUUUCUCUACUAAUUUUAAUAUAUCUUUGUUUUGGGUCCUAUUGCUAUUGAAUAUUUGUGAACGUGACAGACAUUCACAAUAUUCAAAGGUCCCGAAUGCACUGCUAGAUUUGACAAUUGUUGAGUCUCAGUUCUUACUCCCUGUCAGUAUUUUUGAGUCUAGCCAGCUGUCUGUGUUAGGGGAAAGGGAAGAUCAACACCAUUGGGAAGAAAGUGAACAAGAAAGAGCAUGUUAAUCAAUGGAUAGCGUUCCAACUAACUUCAAGGAAGACAUCUACAAUAUAUACUCAAAUGUGGUGUUGGAAAGAAAAAUCUAUUAUUGAGCAAAUUUAGUAGUUUGGCCAUUAGACCAUGUAAACACAUUUUGUUGGGAAACUAGCAUCAACUUUUUAGCUUAAUGACAAAAUACUCAUGGAAGCAUUGUGUCCUGGCAGUUCUUUCUUUGCAGAUCAUAUCAAAAGUAACCUGUGGGUUGGAAAUCCAUAGAUGUCGUUCAAAGGAUAAUAUAAAAGACUUGGAAAGAAAAUAUAUACCAGAAUAAUGUCCAGCUCUUCAGGGUCUAACGCUCUAGAGAAUGGAAGAUGCCCCUCACAAAAUCGUGUUCCAUUCCAGUUUGGUGAAAAUGCAAUCCAAAUCUGGCCUAUCUGUGCCAUUUUAAAAUCAGCAGUAGGGUCAGGGAAGAUUGACAGAGAAUCAUUUCUCCAAGCUGUGCAAUCGUGAAUGGUGAUCUGCUAUUACAUUUUACAGUUUUCUGCCAACUGGCCCAACCUUAUUAUACAGAUGAUUUUGAAAACAAACAUUUUUUAGAUGAUUGCAUCAAAACUUCUGAUGUAGUGGAUUACAUUUUUAAAAUGCAAUAAUUGCUGAUGAAGGUAGAGAAUAUGAACAGUGGGAGGCAGCUAAGGGAGAGCAGUAAUGAUGUGAUCUUCAAGUUGAACAUUGCAGUACUUCCAGGAAUAACUGGCCAAAAUGUUCUAUUGUUUUUAUAUUAAUAGAUAGCUCAUUGAAUUGAGCAUCCAACUGUUGUAACCUUCCUCAGCUUGCAUUAUUAUAUCUCAGCAUUUGACACUCUCAGAAUGCAAGCAGGAAUAAUUAGAGGUAAUUUUAUAAACAAUAUUUGUAUCAUGUUAUAAAUUUUAGUAUUUGCUGCAAAAUUUCUUGCUAUAUCAGGCAUCCAAAUUAGAAGUACAAUAUAUGUAUUGGAUGUGAACCACGAGCAAUCAACUCAGUUAACAUGAGAAAGCAUCCAAAGUGAUUGACAAGAACACCGUCAAGCAAAUCUGCAUGCAGGUCACUUGAGGAAACAUUAUGGCAGAUGAAUUUGGUCCAAAAAGGAGUUUUAAGGAAUACCUUAAAAGACAAAGAGUUUAGGGAGGAAGAGUACUCCACAACUUAAAACCUUCAUAACCAGUAUUGGAGCAAUUACAUAUGGUGGUGAUCAAGAGAGCAAAAAUUGUAUAGCUCGGUCACUUAGGAAAUAGUCAGUGUUGGAGCACUCAUAUCCAGAGAUAACAAGCAUGAAUAAGAUUUCUAGCAACAGAUAAGUUAAGCACAUGAUAAGAAAAGCUGAAAUUGUGAUGACAGUGAUAUGAUACCAAAAUUGUGAUAGUUGGAUUCUAUUUCAAAGUAGUCAUGGCUGAGGGAUGAGGAUAAAGAGUAUAUACAAGUGAUAGAAGCAGAUCAAUUUAAUGUGCAAUUAUGGAACAUUUUCAGUCACUCUGCAUUCUAUGGCAGACAAGCAAUAUAUUAAUUUGAGGCAUGGAUGGAUCAAAAAAGGAAGUUGGGUUGAAUAUCUGAUUUAGACAUAUGAAAGGAUUAUUUAAUAUUCUGAUAAUGCAGCUAUAUUCUGAAUCAUAUUUGUAAGUAUGAUGAUUAAAAUAGGAAAUCCUGUUAUUUUAACUCUUUAUAGCAAUGCAUUGGGGUAAAGAACAAAGUAAAUGAGAUAAUGUGUGAGGAUGUAUAACUUUUCCUAUCUGCAUUUAGUGUAUAGUCUCCAUUUUACAGACAUGUUAUGAAUCAUGAGGAAAAUGAUGAAAGUUUUGAAUAUGAUUUUUGGAUUUUCAUAAUAUUACUUUCAUCUAAUUCUGCUUUCCUUGUACAUUAUUCCUUAAAUUGACUCAAAUUUGGGACUCCAUGUUUUAUCCUGUCUGCAAAUGAGUUGAAUUCUGUCUUAUUUCAAAAGCAAUGGUUCCAUUUAGCAACAGCUGAAAUAGUAGUGGGUACCUGGGCAGAGGUAGUUAUUUCAGUAAUUGUAAAUUCCACAAGUAGCGAAACAUUGAACUUGGCAUGGAUAUUUUUCAUAUAUCAUCCUCCUUAUGGACAGUCCUCCCUUAUGGCAAUGUUGACCAACAGUAGACAACAUUGAAAAUCCAAGUACAAUCCUGAAGUUUGAAAGAAUUCUCUAGGCUUAUAUGAGAGUUCAAUUUUAAGUCAGUGAUUGUGUGUUCACAUCCCUUUGUGAUUAUGUAGCUAUCCACCCUUUUUAAAAUUGAAUUGACUGACACUACCUGAAGUUGAACAGGUCAACAUCCAGCUUUCUCAUUUGAUAGUUUUUGUGAAUUUUAUAACCAAACUGUCCUACGUAAUGUAGCGAUAAAAAGCAAACCAAGGCAAAGCUACGGAGAGAAAAUUGUAACUUCUUUUAUUUGGAUAUGAGUUACUAAAAUGAGGCAUCAUUUUCGUAAAAUAUUCCGUGGCAUUACAGGAAAAGAGGGAGAUUACGAAAGAAGUGGUAGAGAUGAUCAAAACUGAACAAGUUGUGUUUAGGAGAUUGUUCACCUUAAGACUUUAUGGUAACGUUCCACUGUGUAAUGAGCAGGUUCUACUGUAAUCACUGCAUGAGUGCCAGCACUAAUACUGUACCAGUUCACAUUAACAAUCCCAGCAUGAUUCUCUGUUACAUGUAGAAAUGAAAUAAAAAUAAAUUUACA